AUGACAGAUAGAAAAGCUUGGAAUUAAAAAGUAACAGCUAACAAAAUAAAUAAUUAGGAAGAUACUGCUAUCCUAUAAUUAGUAAAGUAGUAUGGAAUUAAGAAGUGGACCAUAGUGGCUGAGAAAAUGAAAGAACUCUAUGGUUUAUUUGGUCGAUCAGGAAAAUAAUGUAGAGAACGCUACCAUAAUCAUCUUGAUCCUACUAUAAACAAAGAGCCAUGGAGUGAAAAUGAAGAAAGAGUUAUAUUCAUAGCACAUAAAGAACAUGGAAAUAAAUGGGUAAGAAACUUAAAAUAAUUUUUAGGCUGAAAUUGCGAAACUGUUACCAGGAAGAACUGAUAAUGCAAUUAAAAAUCAUUUUUAUUCAACCUUAAGAAGGAGUUUAAGAAGAAUUAACAAACUAAUAGGAGAUAAGAACAGUAAAUCAUAUAAAUCUAUAUACAGUAAAGAAAAGGGUACUUAACAGAUCAAGGAUAUUAAACCUGGAGUACUAUCCAAAAUAUUUAUUUUGGCAGAGAAGAGUCCAUCAGAAUUAAAAGAUGACCAUAUGAAAAAGCUUUGUUAAGCUUGUAAAGGACUUCAAGAUUCUAUUUUAGAAUUUGCUUAAUCUAAGCAAAAAUCUUAAAUUAACUAAUUUAAUGAAGAUAAGUUUAAAUAAUUGAUUGAUAAGAUUAUGGACUUCAAGUACAUAUUAUUAUUUAGAUUAUAGUGCUUUAUAUACUAAAUAAAGAGAAAGUAGAUUGAAAUUAAAAAAGAAGAAUCAUAAAAAGAGAAAGAGUAGAAUAGAAGAUGAUGAUGAUGAUGAUGACUAUACAAGUGAUUAUAAAUAUGAAGUUAUAAGUCACAAGUUUCCUUUAAAGAGAUCUUCAAGAUUGAAUGCUAAAAAGAAAGUGGUAUCAAUAAUAUCUUAUUUGAAAGCAUAUAGACAAAGAGGAUUAUAUUGAUAUUUGUAUAAGGACCAAAAAGGGACCAUUAUAUACAAUAUUAAGAGAUGAAUUGGUAGAAUAACAAGAUGAAUAAGAAGUAGUUUAAUUAUAUUUAAUAAAUUAGGAAUAAUCUUCAAAUUAUUAGUAGCAAUUUGCUUAUGAAUUUUAAGGAACCAACAGCCCAAACAAUCAUUAAUUCGCUCCAGCUUUUCAUGUUUUAACUCCUAGAUAAAUAUUUUUUUAAAAACAUACAAAUCAAUAUUUAGAAGAAGGAAUACAAAAUAAUGAUGAUGCUUUAUUAAGUAAAUCUAAUUUUGUUCCAAUCUUGAUUACUAAGCAAUAUUCUUAAUGUAAGGAUAGAACCCUUGAUAACUUAGCUUAGUAAUUGUAAUAAAAAAUAAGUAAUUCUAAAUAUAUUAAUUUUUUUAGAUGCAAAUGCUGAAAAGUAUAUUUAUAAUCAUUAAAAUAAUCAGGGGGAUUCUGAUUUAGAGAUUAAUAUUGGUGAUGCUUAUGAAAUUCCCAAAGACUAUAAAUCACCAUCAAGUAAAUUUGGAAUUGGUGGAUAAAGUCCAAGUGCAUUUAGAAAGUAUAAGAAAAACUAAGAGUCAGGAUUAGUUAACUUUAUGAUCACACCUCGUCAUUAUAAAUGA
Molecule: messenger RNA, 1576 nt
Organism: Paramecium sonneborni
Lineage: Eukaryota; Ciliophora; Oligohymenophorea; Peniculida; Parameciidae
Source: the annotation of a GenBank genome assembly